Messenger RNA from Rattus rattus (black rat), 6040 nucleotides. RefSeq names its product KIAA1549 ortholog. The transcript has 20 exons. Bases 150 to 5723 code for a protein of 1857 amino acids. The record is from RefSeq and is a predicted model, not a curated record. Lineage: Eukaryota; Metazoa; Chordata; Mammalia; Rodentia; Muridae.
CCUCCCGCCACCGCCGCCCGGGGCUGCUGCUCCCCGGCCUCUGGCUGCUGCUGCUCGCCGGGCCGGCCUCGUGCGCCUCAGACGAACUCCCCCUGGAACAGCACAGCCAUUCUUUACGCCCCUCGGAGUUCCAGCCAGAGACAAGCAUCAUGCACAGUGCUGCACAAGUGACCUUAUCAGAGACUGUUCCCAGGUCCCAACCAAGCAUCUCUGUCCUUGUCCUCUCCUCUCCGCCUCCUCCCGCUUUUGAUACGGCCUUUUUAAGCCAGAGACAACAGACUCGAAGUACAGCGGAGCACAGCAUCUUUGAGGCAAAUUACGUAUCCGUGACGAGUAAUGAGGUGGCUCUUGAUGAGGAGAUGGAUAACUUUCUGCCAGACGCUCACUGGACCUCUUCACGGGUGGUCUCCCCCGUGCGGUAUAUCACACCGAGCCCACUGGACCCACCCCAGGAAACGCCGGAGCCUGGCUCGACCCCAUCACUCCCCACCAUUUCUUUGCAGGAUGAAGUGCUGUCCGGAUGUCAGAACACAGUGCCACAGGCAACUGUCCACUUGGAGUCGUCCACUUAUUUUGGCACUUCUUGGUCAGCUUUUCUCACGUCUGAGGGCAUCGUUCCAACUCCUAGUGGGAACUCGGUGCUUCAUCCUACAGAAAGUCACAGCCAGUUAUCAAGAAAGGCUUUGCCAGAGACGGUGGCUUCUGUAACAGAGGGUGCAGAGAACCUCCUUUUCAGCUCCUGGAUUUCAGUGUCUCAGCCGUCAGGCGAUGGCAUGACUCAACAGCCAUCUGUUCCUCUGUGGGAGGUCUCACAGCCUCUAGUGGGUGUGCUGGCCACAAGCACGGACAGAUACCCCAAUGAGACCACUGCUUGGAGUGAACAUCCAGAGAAAGCCAUCGCUCUCAGAGCACACCCCGGCGAAACCACGUCACCCACAGACCCUGCUUUUAGCAGUCCGCCUUCCGAUUUAUUUUCAACCCCACUUUCAUCUGUGUCUUUUGCUACCCAAUUACCUGGCUUUUCAGAUAACUCAUUCCUCUCUAGUGAGGCCACGGAAGCCUUAGAAUCACGGUACAGCUCCAUGGUCCCCAGUUUUACUGACCAUCCUCUUGUCCUGAGCCCUGAGGCUUCCCUGAGACCACACACAAGAUGUGUGUCUUGUGUCUCAUUAUCUCAGCAAGAACUGGCCAGGAGCCUCACAGAGAAGGAAAUGGGAUCGGGAGACAGGCUGGAGACUAUGUCUACUGCCUCAGUGGAGGCAACUCAUCUUUUUCCAUUGAGCAGUGUGGGCACAGACCCCUCUGAACUCGAAGAUCCUCAAGAAUUUAAUACCCUUUUCCCUUCUAGACCUGUGGUUUCCUUUUCUUCCAGACCUGUGGGGCUGUGGAAAGCCAGCAUGGAUGUCUCACCUGAGGUGGAUGUGAGUGGCAUUGCCACCACCCGGGUGUACCCUUCCCACAGCCGCCUCUCCACACUAAGCUCACUUGAUUCGACUUUUGGCUUCUCAGUCACCAACGAUCUAGUGAUGUCAUCUGGUGUGACCCAUCUGUUCUCCUCUGUCAUCCCCAGCACCCAUUUUGACUCAUCUUUCUCCUUGACUGGAAAUCAAAACACUCCAUCCCUUCCAGCCGAAAACCCAAGCCUUCUCACCUCUUACAGUCUGCUCCCCUCAGCACAGUCUAAAGUUUUCUCUGAUGGAACACCUCCCAGCUCUCUGGAACUCGAAUCUGGAUUGGAUUUCACAUCCAGCUUUUAUUCAACCCCACCCCUGGACUUCAGCACUCCAGCCCCUUCACGGUCAGAGGUGCUUGCUUUCCCAUCUUUGAUGUCAAGCGAUCCAUCAACCUUCUUUUCUCAACCUUUCUCCACUGUGGCUGAGACAUUUUCACUGUCCAACUCUAUGGAUUUGCAAUCACCUCAGCUUUCUGUUCUUAAUCCCACGAGUCUAGAGCCAUCUCAGUCACGGUCGAGUGCAGACCUUCCUUUGAACACAGUCACUGUCCUUCCUAGUCACUCUGAAAUGCCCUCACUUCCAAGCUCCCUCUCUGAAUCUCUCAAGUUCACCGAAGCAUCGAGAGUUUCACUGAGAGAAUCCAAUGUUCAUGUUACCUCAGCUUUCUCUGAAACUACCUCUGCCUUUGAGUUUUCACCCAUUCCUCAUGAAUCCACAGUCAGCACCCUGGUGCCCUCCAGCUCUGAGCCCACCCUUGGUGUCUCCACAACUGGGAUUCACCUCACAUCACUGACAACCGUUUUCCAUUGGACACCCAUGUUAACCGAGUCACCUCCAUUCUUGACUCUGACACCGUCCGAUGUCAGUGUGCGUGAGACGGACCAUCACAUGCCAGUCUUAACCACACCUUCCAGUGUCAUUCCAACCAGCACAGAAUCGAUCUCUGACCCGUACCUGUCAGCCUCCUCAUCACUUGUUUCUGAAGUAAGCCCUUCACCUCUGCCCACAAAGCCAGUCAUGGACUCAUCAUUGACACUCACAGAUUUACCACCCAGUACCUCCCCAGAACCAAGUACAUCCCCGGAACCAAGCAUGCCCAACACCAGCACUACCCCUGGUGAUACUGUGGACUCUGCUCAGAACCCUCAGGGGAACAGUGUCCCCCCUCCCAAUCCCUCCCUCGGUCCUGUUACCACCUCCACGCUUGAAGCCACAGUUGGUACACCAGCACUGGCCACAGCCAAGCCGCCAUAUGUGUGUGAUAUUACAGUUCCCGAUGUCUAUUUGAUCACAACUGUGCUGGCCAGACGAGCUGUGCAGGAAUACAUCAUUACAUCAAUUAAAGAAGUGCUGAGAAUUCACUUCAACCGUGCAGUGGAGCUAAAGGUUUAUGAACUGUUCACAGACUUCACAUUUCUGGUAACAUCUGGCCCUUUUGUUUACACGGCGAUAUCAGUCAUUAACGUCCUCAUCAACAGCAAACUUGUACGUGACCAAACUCCUUUAAUCCUGUCUGUGAAACCGUCUUUCCUCGUGCCAGAUCCCAGGUUUCAAGUUCAAACAGUACUUCAGUUUGUGCCUCCGAGUGUGGAUACUGGCUUCUGCAACUUCACACAGAGCAUUGAGAAAGGCCUGGUGACAGCUCUCUUUGAAGUGAGGAAACACCAGGGGACAUAUAACCUCACAGUGCAGAUUGUGAAUGUCACCAUUGCUUCUCCGAGGGUGGCUCCGCGGAGGGGCCCAGUGAAUAUUAUCUUUGCUGUUAAAGGCUCGCAAGGUUUUCUGAAUGGGUCGGAGGUGAGCGAUCUGCUGAGGAACCUGACAGUGGUGGAGUUCAGCUUCUACCUGGGGUACCCGGUGCUGCAGAUCGCAGAGCCCUUCCAGUACCCACAGCUCAACUUAUCUCACUUACUGAAGUCCUCUUGGGUCAGAACAGUCCUCCUGGGCGUGGUGGAAAAGCAGCUCCACAAUGAAGUGUUUCCAGCCGAGAUGGAGCGCAAACUGGCCCAGCUGCUCAGUGAGGUGCCCACCAGAAGACGCAUGUGGCGGAGGGCCACCGUAGCUGCUGGGAACAGCGUGGUACAGGUGGUGAACGUGUCCAGGCUGGAGGGAGAUGACAAUCCGGUGCAGCUCAUCUACUUUGUGGAGAAUCAAGAUGGAGAGAGACUGAGCGCAGCCAGGUCUUCAGAUCUGAUCAACAAGGUAGACCUCCAGAGGGCAGCCAUCAUCUUGGGGUACCGGAUUCAAGGCGCCAUUGCCCAGCCUGUGGACAGGGUGAAGAGGCCAUCCCCGGAGUCACAGAGCAGCAACCUGUGGGUCGUGGUUGGCGUGGUCAUUCCCGUGCUGGUGGUCACCGUAAUUGUUGUCAUCCUCUACUGGAAGCUAUGCCGCACAGACAAGCUAGACUUCCAGCCUGACACAGUGGCCAACAUACAGCAGCGGCAGAAGCUGCAGAUCCCCAGCGUGAAAGGCUUCGAUUUCGCUAAGCAGCAUCUGGGUCAGCACAAUAAAGACGACAUACUGAUUAUUCAUGAGCCAGCACCACUGCCAGGACCCGUGAAGGACCACACCACACCCUCUGAGAAUGGAGACGUGCCGAGCCCAAAGUCAAAGAUGCCUUCCAAGAACCUCCGACACAGAGGGAGAGUUUCCCCCUCAGAUGCUGACUCCACAGUCAGUGAGGAGUCCAGCGAGAGAGAUGUGGGAGAGAAGACGACGGCUACCGCCCCUGAGAACAAGGCCCACAGAGCUCCACAGAGCGGCGCCCCGCUGCCCAGUUCCACAAAUGAGCAGCAUUCCUCGGCCUCCAUCUUCGAGCAUGUGGACAGGAUCUCCCGAACCUCAGAGGCCAGCCGGCGGGUCCCCAGUAAGAUCCAGCUAAUCGCCAUGCAGCCUAUCCCAGCUCCACCAGUGCCACACCCCGUCCUGGCUGACCGAGUGGCAGAAACCAACAAAAUCAACAAGGAGAUCCAGUCGGCGCUGCGCCACAAGUCGGAGAUAGAGCACCACCGCAACAAGAUUCGCCUUCGUGCCAAACGCAGAGGCCACUACGAGUUCCCGGUGGUGGACGACCUGUCUUCCGGUGACACCAAGGAGCGGCACCGAGUGUACCGCAGGGCACAAAUGCAGAUUGACAAGAUCCUGGACCCUGCAGCCAGUGUGCCCUCUGUGUUCAUAGAGCCCAGGAAGAGCUCACGGAUGAAACGUUCCCCAAAGCCACGCCGGAAACACCAGGUCAACGGCUGCCCCGCCGAUGCAGAGAAGGACAGACUCAUCACCACAGACAGUGACGGCACAUACAAGCGACCCCCGGGCGUGCACAACUCUGCCUACAUUGGAUGCCCAUCUGAUCCUGACCUCCCAGCUGAUGUCCAGACGCCCUCCUCUGCAGAGCUGGGCAGGUAUCCCGGCCUGCCCUUCUCAGCCUCUCAGUACAUCCCACCUCAGCCGUCCAUCGAGGAGGCACGUCAGACCAUGCACUCUCUCCUGGAUGACGCCUUUGCUCUUGUGGCUCCCAGCAGCCAGCCCACCAAUGCUAUGGGAGUGGGUACUGGGGUGCCUGCCAGCCUGCCUGUGAAUAGCACCCCUUCCAGGGAAGAGAGGCGAGCCACGCAAUGGGGGUCCUUCUACAGUCCUGCUCAGACGGCCAACAACCCUUGCAGCAGAUACGAAGACUACGGGAUGACUCCCCCAUCGGGCCCAUUGCCAAGGCCUAGCUUUGGCCCAGGGUUGCUGCCGUCUUCAGAGUUGGUCCCCCCUGAACCCCCACAGCCACAGUCAUCAUCUGACACUCCAUAUGCUGCCCGAGGGAUCUACUCAGAGGAGAUGCCCUCAGUGGCCCGGCCUCGGCCUGUUGGGGGCACCACAGGCUCCCAGAUCCAGCAUCUGACACAGGUGGGAAUUGCAAGCAGAAUUGGGGCCCAGCCAGUGGAAAUCCCUCCCGGCAGAGGCAGCCAGUAUGGGGGACCAGGCUGGCCGGUAUACGGGGAGGAAGAGGCAGGGCGAAGAGAAGCCACCCACAUGCUUGGACAUCAAGAGUAUUCUUCUUCACCGCUGUUUCAGGUGCCAAGGACUUCGGGCAGGGAGCCCUCUGCCCCUCCCGGGAACCUCGCCCACCGAGGGCUGCAGGGCCCUGGGCUGGGUUACCCCACCAGCUCCACAGAGGACCUCCAGCCCGGCCACUCCUCCGCCUCCCUCAUCAAAGCGAUCCGAGAGGAGCUCCUGCGGCUCUCUCAGAAACAGGGCUCAGUUCAGAACUUCCACAGCUGAUCAGCGUCCCUUGCAGGUUUGCCAAGCAUCUGCUUCCCGUGGAAGCAAGACCAAAAGGAAAUCAACUGAGUGGGUGUUUGUAAGAGUCGGAAGAAGCACGUCCGGGCGAGCUGCCCGGGGAAAGGGAACAAGUUGCAAUGUGAGAAGAUGCCAUAAAGCCACAUGGACAACUCGUGGUACUUUUACUGGGUUGGCAAUUUGAUGACCACUUUGGUUCAGUCAAAAUGUGUGUACUUUGGGGCCAAAAACCAGCACUUACACACACACACACACACACACACACACACACACACACACACACACACACACACACACAC